Messenger RNA from Porites lobata, 1567 nucleotides. The record is from the annotation of a GenBank genome assembly. NCBI's taxonomy places the organism in Eukaryota, Metazoa, Cnidaria, Anthozoa, Scleractinia, Poritidae.
GAAAGGGAGCAAAAAGCUGAUGAUGAGCAGUCAGUUAUGUCGGUUGAACAUGGCUCCAGAAAACAAUGGCAGAAGGCAGCCAAGAGCGUAACGGCUCAAAAACAGGUUAGUCAGUCCCAGCCAGAAAGGUACUCUCAAAGGUAUAGUUUGGAAUCACAGCGCAAUUUUUCAAGAAUUCAGGUUCAGGUAGGAAGAUAUCACAUGUUUAAGCCAUGCUGUCUUUUAAGACUUUAUUAAAGAUUGUGCGGCACGCGCGCUAAGCGCACGCGCCACUUCAUUCGCACUCGCAGCACGCUCGCUAAAUAUAAAGCUUAGGGACGGACCAUUAGAAAAGUUAUGGGCGGGAGGGGAAUUUUCGAGCCGCAAGAAUUUUUUUUCGUUAUCAAAUUCAUAGUAUGAUUUUUUGUAGGCCAAAGCAUGACUGUUUUUUAGGAUUAAUUGGCGUGCAUGAAUUUAUUUUUCAUUUAAUUUUCACGGGAUCACGUUACUUAGCGUAAAGAAACCUUUCUCCAUUUUUUUUAUGUCACUUCCAAACUUGCAGGCUACCACUUUAUUUGCUAACACAUAGCUAAUGAAAAAUCUGUCUUAUUCUUGCGUUUUUUUUUAUUCCUGGUUAUCUACUAUUGACUCGAAGGAUUGUUUUUUUUUUCUGCUUACUGGCAUUUAACUUUAUUUUAAGGUUAUUGAGCAUAUGUCACGUGACAACGCAGCCCCCAUCAACAGAUUCAAAAUGGCGGCACAUCGGGUUCAAGACGAGGAGAGACUGUACGCCAAUCAGGCCGGACCCAGUCUCCACGAUGUUGUGCAAAUGGCGCGCGAUGCUAAUGGAAAUGUAGUAUAUGACCAAUACAGGGACUUGGAAGAAUUGCAUCUCCCAGUUCUACAAAUAGGUUCUCCUUCAAAUCGAUUGAAUUGGGGUGCCUCAGAUUUACAAGAUACACUUCAAAGCAGAAUGCGUGAGAGUACUGAUAUUUUAAUUCGCAAAAUAGCGGAGAUUCAAUAUGAAGAGAAUCUAAGGCAAUCUCAGGAGACAAUCCGCGAGGCACUGUAGCGAGUUAAGAAGGCUCAAGACCGAGCGCAGUAUAUGAAGAGUCUGCGGCGAGAUCUUAAAGAACGCCUUCAUGGAGAGCUUGAGUUUAGGAAAGCCAACGGGAGCUUGAAAGCCGACGAGGGUAGCAAAGAGAAGGAAAAGAGUGAUCAAAAACACAAGCAGAUUUUACAAGAACUCAAAAAGGAAAAAGAAUGGCAGCGAAGAACUGAGGUGAUGAUUUCAAAGCAAGAAGAGAAAAUUGAAGAACUCAGAAAAGAAGUAAAAAAGGAGAUCCGCGGGAUCAUGGAGGAACAGAAUAAACACUACGAGGAAAUGAAACAAAUGUUACAGGAUUCCAAGGCGCUGGUUCCGUUUCAGGGAAGUGAUCAGGCGUAUGGUAGUCUAGAUGGAUCAACACGAUCAAGAUCAAAUCCAGAUGAACAGAUGACACCAAGAAAACGAAGGCCACGCAGAAAUAUAAAAACUCCAGUCGAGGAACGCUCUCGGUCAAGCACGCCAGAAUUUUACAUCCAAUAA